AUGACUCUCAUUGACUUUAGUUUUGUUAUUCAAGAAGGUAAGACAGAAAUUGAGUGUGUAUAUAUUGAAGAAAGAGUUAGAAAAAAGUCACCGCGCAAGAAGGAGAAAGAGUUAGAAGAUAAAGUUGUUGUGUUUUUAAGAAGCAAGCAUGUUAGUUGU
Molecule: messenger RNA, 159 nt
Organism: Racocetra persica
Lineage: Eukaryota; Fungi; Glomeromycota; Glomeromycetes; Diversisporales; Gigasporaceae
Source: the annotation of a GenBank genome assembly